GGAGGUGAAAGCAUUACCGACUCAGACGUGCUUGGCGCUGGAGGGGCGCUCCUCCGCCCAGAGCCCGUCCGUCCAUCCGUCCGUCCGUCCGUCCGUCCGCCUCCUAGGUCCUUCUCUGCCUCCAGCUGGACGCGCCCCAGGCUGAGCCGAAGCUCCUCCUCCGAUCCCCACCUCUGCCCAGAACACCCGCCAUGGGGACCCCCACCAGGAGGAAGCUCCACGUGCUGCUGCUGGCCGCUGUGGCCCUCCUCUCUUCUCCAGCCUGGACUUCAGCCCGGGGAGCCCUGGCGACCUUUGGGCCUGUCUUUGAAGAGCAGCCCCUGGGUCUGCUAUUCCCAGAGGAGUCCACAGAGGAGCAGGUGCUGCUGGCGUGCCGGGCCCGGGCCAGCCCUCCGGCCACCUACCGGUGGAAGAUGAACGGCACCGAGAUGAAGCUGGAGCCCGGUUCCCGUCACCAGCUGGUGGGCGGCAACCUGGUCAUCAUGAACCCCACCAAGGCGCAGGACGCGGGGGUCUACCAGUGCCUGGCCUCCAACCCAGUGGGCACUGUCGUCAGCAGGGAGGCCGUCCUCCGCUUCGGCUUUCUGCAGGAAUUCUCCAAGGAGGAGCGAGACCCAGUGAAAACCCACGAAGGCUGGGGGGUGAUGCUGCCCUGUAACCCGCCCGCCCACUACCCAGGCUUGUCCUACCGCUGGCUCCUCAACGAGUUCCCCAACUUCAUCCCGACGGACGGGCGUCACUUCGUGUCCCAGACCACAGGGAACCUGUACAUUGCCCGGACCAAUGCCUCAGACCUGGGUAACUACUCCUGUCUGGCCACCAGCCACAUGGACUUCUCCACCAAGAGUGUCUUCAGCAAGUUCGCUCAGCUCAACCUGGCUGCCGAAGACACCCGGCUCUUCGCGCCCAGCAUCAAGGCCCGGUUCCCAGCAGAGACCUAUGCGCUGGUGGGGCAGCAGGUCACCCUGGAAUGCUUCGCUUUUGGGAACCCUGUCCCCCGGAUCAAGUGGCGCAAGGUGGACGGCUCCUUGUCCCCACAGUGGGCCACGGCCGAGCCCACCCUGCAGAUCCCCAGCGUCAGCUUCGAGGACGAGGGCACCUAUGAGUGCGAGGCGGAGAACUCCAAGGGCCGCGACACCGUCCAGGGCCGCAUCAUCGUGCAGGCGCAGCCCGAGUGGCUCAAGGUGAUCUCGGACACGGAGGCCGACAUCGGCUCCAACCUGCGCUGGGGCUGCGCGGCCGCCGGCAAGCCCCGGCCCACGGUGCGCUGGCUGCGGAACGGGGAGCCCCUGGCCUCCCAGAACCGGGUGGAGGUGCUGGCCGGGGACCUGCGGUUCUCCAAGCUGAGCCUGGAGGACUCGGGCAUGUACCAGUGUGUGGCCGAGAAUAAGCACGGCACCAUCUAUGCCAGCGCCGAGCUGGCCGUGCAAGCACUUGCCCCCGACUUCAGGCUGAGUCCUGUGAGGCGACUGAUCCCUGCGGCCCGCGGGGGCGAGGUCGUCAUCCCCUGUCAGCCCCGGGCGGCUCCGAAGGCCGUGGUGCUCUGGAGCAAAGGCACCGAGAUUUUGGUCAACAGCAGCAGAGUAACUGUAACUCCGGAUGGCACCUUGAUCAUAAGAAACAUCAGUCGGUCAGAUGAAGGCAAAUACACCUGCUUUGCUGAGAACUUCAUGGGCAAAGCCAACAGCACUGGAAUCCUGUCUGUGCGCGAUGCAACCAAGAUCACCCUAGCCCCCUCGAGUGCUGACAUUAACUUGGGUGACAACCUGACCCUACAGUGCCAUGCCUCUCAUGACCCCACCAUGGAUCUCACCUUCACCUGGACCCUGGAUGACUUCCCCAUCGACUUCGAUAAGCCUGGGGGGCACUACCGGAGGGCUAACAUGAAGGAGACUGUAGGGGAUCUGACCAUCCUGAACGCCCAGCUGCGCCACGGCGGGAAGUACACGUGCAUGGCCCAGACGGUGGUGGACAGCGCGUGCAAGGAGGCCACGGUCCUGGUCCGAGGUCCGCCAGGUCCCCCAGGAGGCGUGGUGGUGAGGGACAUCAGCGACACCACCGUCCAGCUCAGCUGGAGCCGUGGCUUUGACAACCACAGCCCCAUUGCCAAGUACACCCUGCAAGCUCGCACUCCACCUGCAGGGAAGUGGAAGCAGGUUCGGACCAAUCCCACGAACAUCGAGGGCAACGCCGAGACCGCCCAGGUGCUGGGCCUUACGCCCUGGAUGGACUAUGAGUUCCGGGUCGUAGCCAGCAACAUCCUGGGCACCGGCGAGCCCAGUGGGCCUUCCAGCAAAAUCCGGACCAAGGAUGCAGCCCCCUCAGUGGCACCUUCAGGACUCAGUGGAGGAGGUGGAGCCCCGGGCGAGCUCAUUGUGAACUGGACGCCCGUGUCACGGGAGUACCAGAACGGAGACGGCUUCGGCUACCUGCUGUCCUUCCGCAGGCAGGGCAGCACUGGCUGGCAGACCGCCCGCGUGCCCGGCGCCGACGCCCAGUACUUCGUCUACAGCAACGACAGCGUCCGGCCCUACACGCCCUUUGAGGUCAAGAUCCGCAGCUACAACCGCCGCGGGGAUGGGCCCGAGAGCCUCACUGCACUCGUGUACUCGGCUGAGGAAGAACCCAGGGUGGCCCCCACCAAGGUCUGGGCCAAGGGGAUCUCAGCCUCAGAGAUGAACGUGACCUGGGAGCCCAUGCAGCAGGACAUGAAUGGCAUCCUCCUGGGCUACGAGAUCCGCUACUGGAGAGCUGGAGACAAAGAAGCAGCCGCUGACCGAGUGAGGACAGCAGGGCUGGACACCAAUGCCCGAGUCAGUGGCCUGCACCCCAACACCAAGUACCACGUGACCGUGCGGGCCUACAACCGGGCCGGCACUGGGCCUGCCAGCCCUUCUGCCAAUGCCACGACCAUGAAGCCCCCUCCACGACGACCUCCUGGCAACAUCUCCUGGACUUUCUCCAGCUCCAGUCUUAGCCUUAAGUGGGACCCUGUGGUCCCUUUCCGCAAUGAGUCUGCAGUCACUGGGUAUAAGAUGCUGUACCAGAAUGACUUGCACCCGACACCCACGCUCCACCUCACCAGCAAGAACUGGAUAGAAAUCCCAGUCCCUGAAGACAUUGGCCAUGCCCUGGUACAGAUUCGGACCACGGGGCCUGGAGGGGAUGGGACCCCGGCAGAAGUCCACAUCGUGAGAAAUGGAGGCACAAGCAUGAUGGUGGAGAACUCGGCCGUCCGCCCGGCGCCGCACCCCGGCAUCAUCCUCUCCCACUCCAUGGCCAUGCUGGUCCUCAUAGGGUCCCUGGAGCUCUGAUCCCGGCACCCUCCCCCUGUGCCACAGCUGGCCGCCACCUCCGGGGGACACAGCCAGCUGGCUCCGGCCCCUUCCUGCUGCCGAGGUGGCCCAACACUGUGCCCAAGAGUGGCUGGUUUUAAACACCUACUUUAAACAGUGCUCUUUUUGUAGGAGGCAGGAUAUUUUAUAUUCUGCCACAGGUUAGAACCCACGCGAGGAUUUUUUUCUUUAAAUGAAGAGGCACCGGGCGGUCACGUCUAUGAUGCUACUAAACCCCGUGCCUGGGCCCUCUGCGGUGCCUGGAUGGAAGGAACAGGCCUACGGGAAGAAGGGGGCUUUAAACACGUACCUUCAACUCAGCACAGGUGGCACUCUGGGACCGCAUGUGGCUCUGCACUUGAGGCCUGGCGGGAACGGCAGGCACGCACAGGCUGAGGAUGUGGGACAGGCGUAAACGUCAGCAUCCUUCAGUCCCAGGAGAGCAGCAAACCCUGGGACCAAGAACUCUCCGACUUUCUCCUCUUGAGGAGCGGCACUGCUGGACCCUGACAUUGUCCUCGAUGACUCCCUAGGGACCCCUGUCCGCCCAGGCGGCUGAGGGCCAGUGUCCUGAGCCCGAGCCCCUUCAGCUUUGGGGAAUGACACUCCAGGCUGCUAGGGGUGGGAGCUAAAAAGGGUUGAGAGGCCAGGGCACCUGGUGGAAAGGGGCCCCAGCCUUGGUCUGAAGCAGUCACAAUCCAGGUGACGUUAACCUCUCAGCCAACACUGCCAACCCGACCUGUCACCCCCAGAGUGACAGAGCCACUUAAGGUGGCUGGGUGACUAAAGGGCUUGUCUUGGGGAGGUGCCCCGCCCCACCAAGACCCAUCCUGCACAGUCCGUACAGGUUUGGGCCAGAGACAGCCGGUCGUGCACCCGCCUCUGCCAGCUCUGCCCGCAGACCCGCGGCUGCCUCCUGCCUGCAGGCCGGGAUUCCGUUCUCCCAGCUCUGACCCCGCACCUGGGAGAGCAACGCGGCACAGGCUCUCUGUUCUGCAAUCGGAAGGCUUCUGAGAAGGGCAAAGGAUCAAUGGGGCCCUGCCUGCUCCCAGGAAUAUCCUUGACCACCUGGCAAGACCCACUCCCAGACUGCCUUGGACGCUCUUUUGCAUUUCCCCAGAAGAAAAUGGGGCUAAUAAAUGGGACAUCCUAUUUUGA
Lemur catta (Ring-tailed lemur) is the source of this 4493-nucleotide messenger RNA. RefSeq names its product contactin 2 (gene CNTN2). The coding region runs from base 192 to 3314 and encodes 1040 amino acids. The transcript has 22 exons. Gene Ontology annotation, molecular function: protein binding. The record is from RefSeq and is a predicted model, not a curated record. NCBI's taxonomy places the organism in Eukaryota, Metazoa, Chordata, Mammalia, Primates, Lemuridae. Gene Ontology annotation, biological process: cell-cell adhesion.